CAUGAGUCGAUGAACGAUUUGCAAAUCCAUUUUGUACAUUAUAUAUAAUUCAUGUCCAAAAUAUAUCGGUAUAUGUAAAUUAUCUAUUCUAAAAAAUAUUCAAAGUACAGCAUACAGUGAAUUAUAUAGAAAUAUAUAGAAUAAUUAAAUAGAAAUAAAGAUCCUUACGAAUUUUAUGUAAUUUACGGAUUACUAUCUAAAAAACGGAAAGUCAAUUUUAUAUAUAUCUCAUGGAUAGCUAUUUGCCUUGUAUUCUUACUGGUUUUAUAUUUUAUGCCUUUGGCCUAAAAUGGUGUUAUGAAUAUGCUAAGUAUUGGGUAUCUUUGAGACCAAGAGAUGAUCCACACGCGACGAAGGGAUUAAGAUUCAUAGAAAAAUGUGAAAGACUUAUAAAUAGACAUCCUAUAGAAGGAAGUUUGAAGCUAAUAGCAACCGCUGUAGGAUUAGCUGGUACGUUAACCGGUGGUCUGCAACAAGUUGGAACUGUUUCACCAAAAGUUGUACUUGCGACAAUCUAUUUAUUCUUUGCAUUUUCCGGUCUAGUCGAUGUUUUAAACUUUUAUUUUCCUCAUAAUGUUAGCGAAGGAUUAGUUAAAUUGGCGCUUGCUCAAAGUUUUUUCAUAGAAGGAUUUUUAUUCUUAUUGGGAAGUGUUGGAAACAAUGCAUUAGUUGAUAAAAUUUUAGCCCUCAUAGUAUGGACAACAUCUUUGGCUAUUACAUUAGAACUUGUAUGGCCCGAAUUGAAACUAUUAAGAGCUUGUACAACCUUACUUCACGGUGGUUGGAUAGCACAUGUAGUAAGGGUAUAUCAUACAAUGCCAAUGUUACCAGAAGGUAUUGCAUUGAUAUUUUCUUGGCACGUAGCUGCUGCUUCGGCUGUAACAUUAUGUGUAGUAGCUGCAACAAGAAGUUGUGCUCCCAAACUCAUGAUGGAAGAACCACCAGAGAUACCUAUUUAUGAUUAUUGUCAAGAACCGGACCAGAGAAUGUAGACCAUUUGAGUGGAUGCAAUAUAACUUUGUGCCAAUAUGAAAUUUUUAUAAUAUGCACAAAAAUAAUAUUUUUAAAGUAGUAAAUCAUUAGUACUGUAGAGAUCAAAAUAUCAAAACAUAAAUCAAUUAUAAUUUUUACACGCAAUAUUAAUAUUUUUUUACUUAAUAUUUAAUAACUUCAUUUUAUAAUACAACGAAUAACUCUAUUUUUAACUAUAUUUAUACAAUAAAUGUGUAUAACAUAAACAAUUUUGUAAUAUCCUCAAGUUGUAGGUAAAAUACUCAUUAGGAAUUAAGAGGUGCCUUAUUAUUAUUAUUAUUGCUCACUUAUUUAUUAAUAGAAAAACGCGUAAUUUCAUCUUUU
Messenger RNA from Apis florea (little honeybee), 1356 nucleotides. RefSeq names its product transmembrane protein 45B. The record is from RefSeq and is a predicted model, not a curated record. Lineage: Eukaryota; Metazoa; Arthropoda; Insecta; Hymenoptera; Apidae.